UCAUACAUAUAUGUGAAGCAAUUCGAAUAGCUGAUUUACCUGUUCUCUGUAAGGUUGUUAUUAUCAAGGAUAUCUUCAUUUUUAAUAAUCAUGAUGAUCGUCGUUAAGAGUUUUGUUCGUCCAUUUUUUUAUUUAUGACGCAGUAGAAAAAUAUUAUUUGCAAAUAAUUUUCAAAAAUAAACAAAUAUUUAAAAAAUGGUCGAAAAACAAAAAGAUCAAAAAGUUAUUGAUUUUAUGUUUGACCCAUUUUUGGUUGAAUACAAUUUUCCCGGUCCAUUUGAUAGAACCAGUGAUGAUGAUGAUGAUAAUGGCAAGAAUCAAAAAGAAUUGACUAGCGAACAGAUUGAAUCAAAACGUUUAGAGAUUAAAGCAAUAGAAUUGGCUGAUAAAAGUCACUAUGAACAAGCAUUCGAUUAUUUUGAACAAGCUUUAAGCUAUUGGCCAGAAAAUGCAUCAGUUUAUAAUAAUCGUGCACAAGUUUUUCGUCUUCAGAAUCGAAUAGAUGAUGCCCGUCAUGAUCUGGAUAAAGCCAUUCAAUUGAGCGAUAGUGAUGGAACAAAUUUGGAUCAUCAUGUCGCUAGACAAGCAUAUUGUCAACGAGCAUUGAUUCAUUUGUUGAAAGAAAACAAAGAAAUUGGUCUAAAAGAUAUGCAACGAUCAGCCGACCUUGGCAAUCGAUUUGCCAGUGCCUAUAUGGCUAAAAUGAAUCCAUAUGCUGCUCUUUGUAAUCAUAUGCUUCAAGAUAUGUUCAAACAAUAUGAACAACAGACGUCUACUUCAUCGAAACCUUAAUCGGGCAUCAAACUUCAAAAAAAAGAACAAAUUGGAAAUCAUCGAAAUAUCCAUCCAUCAAUCCAUUCAUUCUAUUUCUAAAAAAUUUUACUUAUUGUGUGUAUUGGCUUUUAUAAUGAUGUAAUGAUUGUCAUUAUGUCCUUGACAUAUGAAAUCUAUUAGAGAUUUAUUAUAUUUGUUUACAACAAAAAAAAGAAUGAAAAUUUAUAGUAAAUUUUUCCAUUUUUCAUUUUCGGUAAGUUUAGAGAUGAAAAUUUUAUGCAUUUAUUUUCUGGUCCAAUAAAGAAUUCUUUAUCUUUA
Molecule: messenger RNA, 1092 nt
Organism: Dermatophagoides farinae (American house dust mite)
Lineage: Eukaryota; Metazoa; Arthropoda; Arachnida; Sarcoptiformes; Pyroglyphidae
Product: tetratricopeptide repeat protein 36 homolog
Molecular function (GO): protein binding
Source: RefSeq, a predicted model, not a curated record